AUGGUACAGAACCAGUUGGAGGCAAUGGUGACAGAUUUGUUGCAGAAAGCAAAAAAGAAAAAGGUGCCAAUUUCUUCUCCAGAUCCUCCGCCACCACAAGGUUCUCCAGCUCCGGCUCCACCUCCAGCACCACCCUCUCCUCCACAACGACCAUCUCCACCACCAUCACGUCCUCGUUCUCAUCCACCAUCUCCACCGCCAGGUUCUCUUCCUCGUUCCCGUUCUCAUGCACCAACUCCACCGCCACAGUCUCAUGGCAGAGCACCGCCACCUUGGCCUCAUGCACAUCAUGGCCCCAAAGAUGGUCCCCACCGAUAUGGACGAUACAUGCAUGCGUUGGAUGAAAUGUCAAGAAUUCCUGGGCUGAGAAGCUUUGAAGCAUCCACUACCAGGACUUACAGGUGGAAUUUCGCAGACGAUACCAUGGAUGAGAGCUUCCACCACAGUCAUGGACCUUCAUAUAGGCACAGGGGGCCGCCGCCGCCGCCUGAUUAUUACCCCGGGCCCCAUCAUGAAAGCUACUACCGCCGUCAUCACCUACCUUCAUAUAGGCACGUGGAGUCGCCACCGCAUUAUCCGCCCCUCCGACAUGACCACUGUCCUCCAGGAUACCUUUCAUACCACAGGCAUCCGGGAUCGCCACUGCAUGACCACAUGCCUGGAAAUUACCAUGCGCUUCCACCACCGCCCGGCCAGCACCCGUAUGAGGUCUUUUUCAGUGAUGAGAAUCCUAAUGGUUGCAUAAUUACCUGA
Coffea eugenioides is the source of this 753-nucleotide messenger RNA. Its product is annotated as leucine-rich repeat extensin-like protein 3. NCBI's taxonomy places the organism in Eukaryota, Viridiplantae, Streptophyta, Magnoliopsida, Gentianales, Rubiaceae. Bases 1 to 753 code for a protein of 250 amino acids. The transcript has 2 exons. The record is from RefSeq and is a predicted model, not a curated record.